AUGAAUUCCGCAAACGCCAGGGAUUGCCUCCUGCAUCUGGCUAAAGCUAAGCUCUCGGAGCGAGAAGAUCUAGUCCGGCUCAAUGAUCAGCUAGUGGACAUUAUUGAGAGUGUUCACUUCAUGGAAGCUGAGCAUGCCGCAUUGGAGCACGACCACAACUUGCUCAAAACCGGCGUCCAAUCCGACAGCAGUGGAAUCAACGAGAUCUAUGAAGUUGAAAUUAGAGUGAGUGUUCAUUCCCAAGCUCCUAAUGUUAGAGCCGGUGUCGAGGAUAUCAAUAGAAACCGUCAGCAGCUUCUUCAUGAGCAAUCUACUCUCUCCCAACAGGUCAAGGAGGUCGAGCAACAAUGGAGACACACUGCUCAGUCAGCUUUUGGAGUUCCAAAAGAGGUUGAUGAGGAGUUUGCUAGAAUUUGUCAGAUCAAGUAUGAGAAUUGUAUUACUCUGAAAAGGAUUAAGUACAUGGAGGAGAAGAAUCGAUUGACCAAGCAGAAUAAAGGACGCAUUUUUGAGCAGAUCAAUUUGAUGAGAAUGAGAAAAGAUCAAGCCGUCAGUCUCCAACAAGAAUACCUCCUUCGCAAGAAUGAACUUCUCAACAGCAUCCGCAACCUGGAGGAGGACAACAAGAGAAUCAUCAUGAAUGAACACAAGUAUUUCACUCGCGACCGUACUGCCGAUCGCCACGUCUUCCGUGACCAGCUCCGCCAGGCUAUUAACGAUAUCCGUGCGGACUACGAGUUCAAGCGUCUCAGAAACGAGGAGGAGAUUCGUGUUCGUCUGGAAAGAGAAAUGAACAGAAUCAACUCAAAUCCAACUGUCAGUAUCACUUGGGACAGACUGAAGGAUGAGCUUUCGGUGGUGAAGACCAACUGCGCAUCAUUGCAACAACAAGUUUCCAAUGUGGAGAUCAGAAAUGCCACUCUCACUCAACAAAUCGAACUUCUUCGCUUGGAAAUUUCGGAGAACAAUCAAUCAUUCGAAAUCAGUCUUGAAUCGAAGAUUAAGGAGAUUGAGAAGCUCAGAGAGCAGUGCACAUCUAUCAGUGUCGAGUUGGAGAAGCUCUGUGAUUUGAACAUUGAUCUCGAGAAGGAGAUAGCUGUCUACCGUAGACUUUUGGAUGGAUCAGGAAAUGUGACUACCCACACUGGUAGCGUCGGUUCUUUGGCUAGAAGCUUAAACCAUCACUCUACUCAAUUCAUUCAUGAGAGAACAACUGAUCGGCGAGAGAGCACCAUCGCAGAUUUUAGAAGAACCAGCCAAUCCGUUCCACCACCAACUCAUCGUUAUCAACCGAUUCAACCACUAGCGCCAGUCAGUACUAUUCACGAAAGCCGCGAGAACAUCUACACCGCUCCUCAUAGCCCAUACCAACGGACCUACUCUCCAUACCAACGGGAAUCUCGCUCUGCUAGUAGCAGCCGCGUCUCUGUGAUUGACACUCAUUCCGAAAGAUAUCCUCCAGUCCCACUACCACCGGCACCAACUAUUCCAUUGCCACCAACACCAGUUCCAGCUGUAUCAGUUAUUCCACUCUCACCAGCUCCAAUCCCAACUCCAAUCCCAGCUGCUCGAAACUCGGGACACUAUGAUGGCUAUAGCUCGUCUACAUUGCAGAAACGUCAGGAAUCUUCUGGACAAUUGUAUACAACUCAGACCACUGGAAUCGGAAGUGGAAUCGGAAGCGGAAUUGGAAGCGGCAUCGGCAGCGGUAUCGGAGUUGGAAUUGAACAGAGGAGAACCUAUCCCGCUUAUGACACUCCAUACACCCCAAAUAGAGUCGAGACUCCGAGAAGAGUUGAGGAAACUCGCUACGACACCAGUCACACUAGACCAGCUAGUGAAUACACCAGAGUCUCCCCAUCAUUCCCUCCAAUCCGGCCAAUAUCUGAAACCAUCAAUACCGGCUACGAGGCCUACAAAUCCAGAAGAAGCGGUCCCCAUGAGGCCCGACCAGGUAGCCAUGUUGGCUCCCAAGGUAUCCACGUUGACACCCACGUUUCUCACGUUAGCACCACCGGAGCUCAUCAUGGUACUCAUAGUACCCACACCCACACCCACGGAAACCAGCACUCCGUCAGCAGCAGCGCAAAUGGACACAUUAAAAUUGACCACUACUCUCCACCACGAAGACCUUCUCCAUUCCCAGAAACCACGAAACCAUAUAAUGGAGGAAUCGAGGAGAGCAGCAGCUUCGAUAGUGUUGACGAGGACAACUUCCAGAGAUUCACUAGAUGGUACAAAGGCCGAGUGAAGAUUUCGGUAGCUCAAAAAGUUCGAAAAACAUCCCUAGCUAUAAUUUUUCAGGAUGUGACCCCAGACUAUGUUCAACUCGUCAACAGAAGCUCUAAGAAAUCGGCAGACGUUGGUGGAUUCCGACUGAUUCAUGAGUUCGGGAACAGGAGUGUAUUCGUUGAUCUUCCAGUAGGACUCAUCCUUAAGCCUAAGGAGUGCUUGAAGAUCUACGCUCGCAGUGCUCACUAUGAACGAGGUGCCGUUGUUGCUGAAAUCGACUUUUUCGAUACCACCAUCCAUACCAAUACAUCAAUCAGAAACACGAAUAAUGAGGUAAGACAGAAAGAGAGAGAGAGAGAGAGAGAGAGAGAGAGAGAGAGGGGGGGCCGAGUUUUUAUGAUUUAUGAACCGGUAAAAUCGUGGUUUGUUUACACCAGCAAUACCGAGAUUGCGGAUGGAGAGAGUCAUCAGCACAACUAA
Molecule: messenger RNA, 2712 nt
Organism: Caenorhabditis briggsae
Lineage: Eukaryota; Metazoa; Nematoda; Chromadorea; Rhabditida; Rhabditidae
Gene: Cbr-ifp-1
Product: Protein CBR-IFP-1
Exons: 9
Coding region: 1-2712 (903 amino acids)
Source: RefSeq, a predicted model, not a curated record